CAUGAGUUUUCCAUUUCUAACAGAUGAUGAUUCAGUCCAAUUGACUGACUCCAUAUAAUUAGUCAGCUAAAAAAUGAUUAUAGUUAUGCAGAUCUGAUGGUUACAGUUAGCCAAUGUGUUAUAGCAAAAUCAAGAGUGAGAGAAAGCAUUAAUGAUGCAAUUAUAAAUCACUAAAAUUUGCGUCAUUGUAUUGUCACGGAAUGCUGGAGAAAUCUUUUGCGAGCAAUCUCAUUCUCCGAUUCCUCCCUUCACCGUUCCUUGAACGUGUCAAUCAAUCCCACAACGACAACACUACAACAAUCACCUGCUUCCUGCGGGUUCCCUAGAACUUAAAGCCCCCCAUCUCUCCCCACAAAUAUUAAAAUAUUAAAUCAACCCCUUACUCCUUCCCUAUACCGUUUCAGCUCUUCGCCUCUCUAAUCCGUCUUGUCACCAUCCUUAGGCCUCAGUCGUGCAGCUCUCAGUCCCAUUUCUCUCUUUUUCUCACUUUGGCUUAAAUUUUAUCAAACACUCUUUCACUUUCACCAACCGCUCUUCGAGUCCACCCCCCCUUAACCUCUCUUUGUUUGCUAACGUGCGCCUAUAAGAAAAACAGAAGAACAGGAAUUGUAUACAACAGAGCUUCUCUCUCGUGUUGUUUUGUUUAUUGCUAUCUUAUUCCAUUAUAAGCGAAACACAAGGAGGAGAAAAAAAAAAAAAACCGUUGAGACCUGUCUUUUUACUCUUUUCAUUUCCUUGCCAUCUGCUAAAAAUUUCAUCUUCAUGGUCAGAACUAAAACAGAAGACCAAAAAAGAAGCCACCUUUUUUUCUUCCCCGUCUUUCUCCCACAUAACCAAGAUAUCCGAGAAUCAAAGAAAAAAGUUUUAAGGUCUAAGACCAAGUUUUUACUUUACCAGGGACCUUUUUAUUUUUCUUUCAUGGGUCUUCUAAUUCUCUUACUGCUAACGUGCGCCGCACUUCCAUUGGCUUCAUCAGAUCCUAACGAUGAGGCUUGUUUAACUCACUUAAGCCAAACCUUGAAAGACCCAUUAAAGAACCUGCAAAACUGGACCAAAUCCAUCUUUGCAAACCCUUGUAACGGUUUCACUUCUUAUCUCCCUGGCGCCACUUGUAAUAAUGGUCGAAUCUACAAACUUUCCCUUACAAACCUCUCUCUCCAAGGCUCUCUCUCACCUUUUCUCUCGAACUGUACCAAUCUUCAGUCGCUUGACUUAUCUUCAAACUCCAUCUCAGGUCCCAUUCCACAAGAUUUACAAUAUUUAGUCAAUCUGGCAGUGUUGAAUCUUUCAUCAAAUCGUCUUGAAGAAGAGAUCCCACCACAGCUUACAUUAUGUGCUUAUCUAAACGUCAUUGAUCUUCAUGACAAUUUACUCACUGGUCAGAUUCCUCAACAAUUAGGCCUUUUAGCACGGUUGUCAGCUUUUGAUGUUUCUUACAAUAAGCUUUCAGGGCCAAUACCAGCCUCUUUAGGGAACAGAAGUGGGAAUUUGCCAAGGUUCAAUGCUUCUUCUUUUCAAGGAAAUAAGGAUCUUUAUGGAUACCCUUUACCACCUAUGAAAAGCAAAGGGUUGUCUAUUUUAGCCAUUGUUGGGAUCGGAUUGGGAAGUGGACUUGCUAGUUUGGUUCUUAGUUUUACUGGAGUUUGUAUUUGGUUGAAGAUUACGGAGGAAAGGAUGGCUGCCGAAGAAGGGAAGAUUAGUCAACUUAUGCCUGAUUAUUAGAAGCUUGAUUCAAUAUGUUAUUGAAGAUUUCUGAGCUAAAAUGGAAAGAUUGAAAAAUUCCAGGUAUGUUUUUAAAAUUAUUUUUUCUUUCUUCUCAAUUUUAGUGAGGUUUGGGCUAAUCUUAUUUAGAGAAGUUGUUUUUUACUGAUUGUUUUCCUUUUGGAGAGAGUUUUCCUGGUUUUUUUGGCUUAACUAUUCUGGGCGUUUUCUUCUUCUUUUAUCUUCUUUUUGUGUUUCUCUAUAAUAUUUAUCUUCAACAAUCAUCAACAAUGUAUAAAGCAAUUCAAACAUGAGCCUUUCCAGUACAAGUAAUGCAGUUUCGUAUUAUUGUAAAUGAAUUAUUUGCUGUUUACAUUUUUCAAUCUUUUUUCUCAAGUCUCCCCAGAGUGCAGAGUCGUGGGGUUGAUGAAUGAAAGAACUGCGCCGUGGAAUUUUGUUUGCUGGUGGCAAUAGCGAAAAAAAUAUUAUAAAGAAAAGAGUGGUGGGGCUGGGCACUCUGGCUUGGGGGGUGUGGGGUGGUGGGAGAACUGAGUCUUUGUAAAAUCCUGAAGGCCGAAAUUUGGUUGCAUUCAUUAAUAAUUGGCUUUACCUACUUGUGGUUUCUUAUGCUCUGCUAAUGUUAGCCGGUGGGAGAUCGGCACCUUCACAUUGCAUGCCUAUGUAUAUAUAAUAUAUUGUUGGAACACAUGCGUAUGUGAUUGUCUACUUCUUACAACAAAAAGAUAUGCUUUAAUUAACUUUAUACUUUGGUUUGUGGGUUUGGUCAAGCCAACAUUCGGGACAGUUCCCUGCUUGUUUCUGCCUAAUGCUUUUGGGUUCAAAGUUCUAUGGGCGCAUAUAAGAGGAAAAACCAUAUUGCCUUGAUGAUUAACGUUCUUUUAGUUUGAAGAUGGGGAAUGAAGAUUCAAACCCCUUCUUUGAGUGAAGAAUAUCUGAUUCUCAUUUAUUGAAAUGAGAAAUGGCAAAAGGAAUUUCUUUCUUUUUUCUUCAGCAUUUGAUUUGAGUAAAAAAUAAGGAUUUUUUAACAUUGAUGAAGUGGUUUCCAUUAUUAUGUGGGUUUUUGCUUGGGUUUAUGAGUUCAAGGCACUUGAAUUUCCUUCACCUUUCUAUAUUCAUUUUGUUUUCACUUUUAGGUUGACAGUCUAGAGUUCUAGCCUUCUAGUAUUUGUUUAUGUUUUCAAAGGCAACUUUAUUUUCUUCAUUGGCAAUGAGCAAGUUAGUGAUGCCAAGAUUUUGCUUGAACCUUAUUUUAAUCUUUGAAGCUAUGUACGGCAAAUGGUUAACCUAUUUCAUAAGAUUGGAAUUUUAAUCUUUGAAAAGAAUUUAUGAAUUUUGAACUGUACAAAGGGUAAAGUCCAAGAUAAUAAUGGUUAGUAAAUUAUUAAGUAGAAAUUUCCAUGCAAUGCUUGUUUGCUUUUCUUGGGUGCUACUCAACUACCAUGGUGAAAACAGACAAAAAUGGACCCCAUUUCUUAAUGUUCAUGUUCUGAAUUCGGGUCCUUAAACUGCGCAAUAAGCAGGAAAACCAAAGUAAAUGAACAGUGAAAGAAAUUGGAACAAGCCUAUUCCAGAAAUUUGGAAAAAACAAACAUGAACAAAGCAUUCUUGGCCAAACCGAAUUAGACAGAUCUAGUGACACUAUAAUGAAAUGUUUUAUCUUUUUAAAGGUUCACUCAACAAAAGCCAAUUUUAACCAAAGUCUAGGCCCACAAUUGUCUUCAGCCCUAUGGAUGGCUGUGAUUGCAGAAAUUUCAAGUCACACCGAAAGUAGUUGAUGGUCAAAUUUGCUUUCAUUCCUCUUACUAAUGGGU
Molecule: messenger RNA, 3533 nt
Organism: Durio zibethinus
Lineage: Eukaryota; Viridiplantae; Streptophyta; Magnoliopsida; Malvales; Malvaceae
Source: RefSeq, a predicted model, not a curated record